UUACAUCUUGGCCAUGUCAAUUAGCUGGCCACUCUUUUCUCUCUUGCUACUGUUUCUUUUAGAACUGCAGGCGACUCAAGCGAUAUGGUUUCCCUGGUACUAUCAUCACUACGGCUUCGAGUCGCACAGUAAUCGUCAUGGUGGUAAAACAACACCAGCUGGAGCAACAGACAAAAGCACAGCAGUAACAAACAAGCCGAACAAAGAUUGCUUCAAAACUUGUCCACCUGGCUAUGAGCUAAGGCCAAAGGACGCAGUAACAUGUCCGCCUGGCUAUCAGCUCAAGGGCAAGACCGGCGUAGUCAGUGCACUCCGUACUUGUAAUGAUAAUGCCUUGGUACUGCAGCUGGCCCGCCUCUAUGUGGUCAGUCCGGAGCGUAUUGUACUGCUGUUGGCGCAGCCUCAGCUCAAGGAAUCCUGUGCUGAAAUUGCCGAUGUGCUGGAUCGCAUACGUGGCGCCACAAGCAACUGCAUGCUUGCCGAUGACAAUAUCUAUGCGAAGCUAGCCGACGGUCUCAAAUACUACAAGGAAGAGGUAUGCGACGGUGGUGCCAACAAGAAACGUUGCGCAUGCCUCACCGAGGCGCACAGCUGCUUCAAGGACCUGCGUACGGACAUGAUCGAGUGCGAAGGUCCAGCGGACUGGUACGAGAAGCGCAAUGCAAACAAAGUCUGUCAGAGCUUCAACGAUAUCCUUGACUGCUAUUAUACGCGUGGCGCCUUGCUGUGCGGCUUGGAGGCUGCCCAGCAACUUAGAUCCUUUGCGGCCGAUAGCAUGAGACGUGCCAUGAUCCUUUCCUGCGAUGUGAACAAACGUUUGCCACACGUCACAGAUCCCAUGCCAUCUUUCUCAGUAGGUUCUGGGUGUUAUUUUAAUAUUUGGCUGCUUGCAUUUUGUUUGUUUCUGGCUUUCUAAUUCCAUAUCCAUUUAUAUGCAUACAUUUAUCAUAUUUUUA
Molecule: messenger RNA, 956 nt
Organism: Drosophila grimshawi
Lineage: Eukaryota; Metazoa; Arthropoda; Insecta; Diptera; Drosophilidae
Exons: 1
Coding region: 14-916 (300 amino acids)
Source: RefSeq, a predicted model, not a curated record